Molecule: messenger RNA, 468 nt
Organism: Ostertagia ostertagi
Lineage: Eukaryota; Metazoa; Nematoda; Chromadorea; Rhabditida; Trichostrongylidae
Source: the annotation of a GenBank genome assembly
AUGAACUCUUACGAAAAAUGGCGGCCCAUCAAGACAGAUAAAGUCGGUCAGAAUGGUGACUCUAUUACCGAAGUCAACGAGAACAGUCAUGUUGACAAGGUACUCUACCAAGGCGACGUGGUUCUGACAGAGGAGCAAGCUGAGGAGAUCGUUGAAGACAUAGAAGACGAGGUGGCUGGUGCAAAUCGUACAAAACGUCAAGCGUUCAAGGAUCAUAGAUAUCCGAAAAUGUUGUGGUCACAAGGAGUAAAUUACCACUUCAGCAGCAUGGCUGAUGAGAAAAUGCGACGUGCUUUCGUCAAAGGUGCCAAGCUCUGGGAAAAGGAUACCUGCAUCAAUUUUACGAAAAAUCCUUUCGCUCAAGACCGAAUUUUGGUGUUCCCGGAGGAUGGAUGUUGGUCGUACGUAGGAAAACUUGGUGGUGAACAGAAACUGUCAUUGGGAAGAGGUUGUGAAACAACAUCUAUU